This is a messenger RNA of Aspergillus aculeatus ATCC 16872, 1713 nucleotides long. Its product is annotated as RTA1 domain-containing protein. The transcript is spliced from 5 exons. Gene Ontology annotation, cellular component: membrane. The coding region runs from base 1 to 1713 and encodes 570 amino acids. NCBI's taxonomy places the organism in Eukaryota, Fungi, Ascomycota, Eurotiomycetes, Eurotiales, Aspergillaceae. The record is from RefSeq and is a predicted model, not a curated record.
AUGACAGUCCAGGUAAAAUAUCUAGGCCUUAACGACUUUGCUCCUUCUGAAGCGGCCGCCAUUGUGUUCGCGAUUCUCUUCUUGAUCACCUCCAUCAUACAUUACUACCAGGCUUUCCGCUGGCGGACAUGGUUUUUCAUCCCUUUUCUAUUCGGGUGUGCCUGUAAGUGUUUUCUAACAAUAAAAUGCCAUUCUCUCUGCAUGCUAAUUUUCAUGCUACUUGAAAUAGUUGAAGUCGUCGGAUACUUCGCGCGCGCAAAAUCCGCAACCCAAUACCCAGACUAUACAGUUGGUCCCGAGCUCAUCCAAUACAUCUUGAUCCUGGUUGCCCCGGCUCUGUUUGCCGCAAGCAUCUACAUGGAAUUCGGGCGAGUCAUGAUCAUGGCCGACGGGGGGCAAUACUCCAUCAUUCGGCCCGCUUGGCUGACCAAGAUUUUCGUACUCGGCGAUGUCAUCUCAUUCUUUGCGCAGUUUAUCGGCGCCGCGAUGCUCGCCAAAGCCGCCACAGCCAGCAAAGGUCAAACUAUCAUGAAGCUCGGUGUGCUCGUGCAACUCGUCUUCUUCGGGCUCUUCCUCGUCACGAUGAUCAUCUUCCAUAAGCGCCUCACGAGGCAUAAAUCCCGGACAUACGGGCUUGUGCCGUGGCGGAAGCACCUGCUGGCCUUGUACGUGACGGGCUUGUUGAUAUUCGUGCGGUCGGUCUUCCGGUUCGCGGAGUUUGUGGAAAGCUCUGACGGCCCUCUGACGCGGUAUGAGUGGAUAUCGUAUGUGUUCGAUGCGGUGCUGAUGUUCGCGACGUGUGGGGUGUUGAAUUGGGUGCAUCCGGCGGAGAUUAAGAGGUUCAUUGGAAAUACGACUCCAUUCUGUAACGAGCGCCGGCUGGCCUGUCACUAUGCCUGCAAGCCACUCGGGCCCAGAAGAAGGGCAAACGAUCAUCAUCCUGAAGAACCCGGCCCCUCAGCGUCACCCUCAGCUCCUCUUCUGACAGCGACCAAUUGUACCCAGAUUGACUCUCGACUCCUAGAAGCCACUUUGCUCCACCACUACUACACUAACACCCAUUCAUCACUAGUCGAAGACGAGCAUAGCCAGAUGCAGUGGCAAGUAGCCCUACCCAAAGUAGCUACCACCCAGCCGUUUGCCUUAGACAGUCUUUUGGCAUUUACCGCCCUACAUCUCGCUUAUCUCGAACCUAAUCGAAGACAUUUCUGGACCGUGGUGGCAUUCGAUUACAGUGACAAAGCAUGCUCCGCGCUAUCACGGGUUAUCAGCCGGCUAUCGGCCGCCACGGCGGACGCCGCCAUGGUCUGCUCUAUUUACAUCGUUUUGUUCGCCAUUGCACAAUAUCGGGUUUCUGGUCCAUCAGCGAGCUACUUGGAUGAAGUCUUGCGCAUUGCGAAACUUAUCCGCGGAUGUGUCCUAUUGAGUCCUAAGUCCAAGCUGUUCGAUCACUCUUCUGAAGAGAAGGCCCAUGACGGUAACUCCGAGAUAGCCUUGCAAAAAGACGGUCCACAGGACGAGAAUAAUAAAAAUCAACAGGUGGCUUCCAAAAUACACCAACAGGUACCCAAACGCGCGACCCGAUACGUCCGCUAUACUUAUAUGGCCGCUCAUAUGGCCAGAGAGCUUUGCAACCCUGCUGCAGGAACGAGACUUCAUCGCCCGUGUGGUCUUCCUGCUUUACCCGCUGACGUUGCACUUCGGGAGAGAUAA